Messenger RNA from Lasiosphaeria miniovina, 1106 nucleotides. RefSeq lists its product as uncharacterized. Gene Ontology annotation, molecular function: metal ion binding. The transcript is spliced from 2 exons. Lineage: Eukaryota; Fungi; Ascomycota; Sordariomycetes; Sordariales; Lasiosphaeriaceae. Bases 369 to 1007 code for a protein of 212 amino acids. The record is from RefSeq and is a predicted model, not a curated record.
CAACCCUCAUUUCAAGCACCAGCACCGAUAUUCAGAACUUAUGAGAUCCCCGCCGAUGGCGAAAGCCAGGCCGGCAGCCUCCCGGCCUCCCCGGCCCCACCCCCAGUCGCCGUCAACCCUUUCGGCGCCCCCCUCGCCGCCGCCAACCCCUUCGGGGCCCCCCUCUCGCCGCCCCCCCUUUCGGGGCCCCCUCUUUUGCCGCCCACUCCUUCGGCAUCAACUCCUUCGCCGCCAACCCACCGGCCGCCAACCCAUUUGCCGCCAACCCAUUUGCCGCCAACCCAUUUGCCGCCAACCCCCUGGCCGCCGGGUUCCCCGGCGCCGGGAGCCAGGAGGAAGACGCAGAGGGCGAGGCGUCAGAUGUGGACAUGGCAGAGCACGAGGAAGACGACGGUGACGACGAGGUCGAGAGGGAGAAACUGGCGCUCAUGCUCCCAACGGGCAGCAGCAACUUCGCCCCAAAGCCGCUCAUGACCUUUAUGGUCUACAAACCGGAGAUGCAGUGCGAGAUCUGCUGGACGACGGGGCUUGAGCUUCCCGAGGAUCCCAGCCUCGGUGGCGAGAGUGACCCAGAGGUCGACAACGCGACGCCCGAGCUGCUGCCCUGCGGGCACGUGUUCUGCCACGAGUGCAUCACCAGGUGGUACGAGGGCAAGAACUACUUCUGCCCAAGCUGCAAGGCGGAGCUGGUCUACGGCUGCGACCGCGACCACUCCAUCCCGCCCAUCCCCCUCGCGCAGUCAACCAUCGGCGGGAUUCCCAAGACUCUGCCAGAGGGCGGGGAGAUUCCCGCCCGCUGCACCGACUGCGAAGAGAGCGUCAUCAAAGACCGCCAGGCCGUCAUCCUCAGAGAGCUCAGGGGCCGGAUCGCAGAGUUGCAGCAUCAGUUCAGAGAAGGCGACGAAGACGCCGAGAGGCAGCUUGCCGACUUCUACCGGCACCAGGAAGUCCUCCGCGAGGACCAGCAAGAGCUCAACUUUCGCAAAUUCACCUAUUCGUCCUGGUAGUUUAGCGGAACGAGACCGCACGGCGCAAAAUGUCUCGCUGCAUUACAAGGGUCUUUGCGGCAGACUCAUACAUAUAACCUGGCACCUAGCACCGACCCA